Molecule: messenger RNA, 1087 nt
Organism: Loxodonta africana (African savanna elephant)
Lineage: Eukaryota; Metazoa; Chordata; Mammalia; Proboscidea; Elephantidae
Product: taste receptor type 2 member 39-like
Exons: 1
Coding region: 1-969 (322 amino acids)
Biological process (GO): G protein-coupled receptor signaling pathway; detection of chemical stimulus involved in sensory perception of bitter taste; sensory perception of taste
Cellular component (GO): membrane
Molecular function (GO): G protein-coupled receptor activity; bitter taste receptor activity
Source: RefSeq, a predicted model, not a curated record
AUGGCCAAGACCUGCUACUAUCAGGAAAACGAACUGUCACAAAUUGUCUACAUCUUUAUUUUCACCACCACAAGCAUCGAAUGCAUCAUUGGAGUCAUUGCAAAUGGGUUCAUCAUGGCUAUAAACGCGGCUGAGUGGGUUCGGAAUAAGGCAGUUAACACGAGUGGGAGAAUCUUGUUUUUCCUGAGUGCAUCCAGAAUAGCUCUUCAGAGUUGUGUGAUGAUAGGAACUGUUCUCAAUUCAGCCUUCCCAAGUUUGUAUAACCACAAUGUUUUAUAUGGUAUAUUCAAAAUCAGCUACAUGUUCUUAAAUUAUUGCAGCCUUUGGUUUGCUGCCUGGCUCAGUUUCUUCUACUUUGUGAAGAUUGCAGACUUCUCCAACCCUCUUUUCCUCAAGCUGAAGUGGAGAAUUUCCAGAUGGAUGCCCUGGCUUCUGUGGCUAUCCGUGUUCAUUUCCAUGGGGUUCAGUGUGCUCGUUGUCAAGGAGCACACUGAAUUAUAUUGUAGCAACACUUUUUCUAUCUCCUCCUCCAACUCCACGGAUAAGAAGUACCUCACUAAGGCCAAUGUGGUCAACAUGGUCCUUCUCUAUAAUCUGGGAAUCUUCCUUCCUCUCGUCAUGUUCAUCCUGACAGCCACGCUGCUGAUUGCCUCCCUCAGGAGGCAUGCCCUGCACAUGGAAAGCAAUGCCACUGGCUCCAGGGACCCCAGCAUGCAGGCCCACAUGGGGGCCAUCAAAGCCAUCAGCUACUUUCUCGUUCUCUACAUCUUCAAUGCAGUUGCUCUAUUUCUCUAUAUGUCCAAUAUCUUUGAUACCAACAGUCCCUGGAACAUUUUGUGCACAGUCAUCUUAACAGCCUACCCUGCUGGACACUCAGUUCUGCUGAUCUUCGACAACCCUGGGCUGAGAAGAGCCUGGAAGAAGCUGCAGCACCGAGUUCAUCUCUACCUAAAAGAGCAGACUCAGUGACCAGCAGCCAGGGAGCACCACAGGAGCUGGCUCCUCAGCUCUUCAUUUUCACCCAAAACUUCUCUCUUUUCUCCUCUUUUCUUCCCCAAACCUAUCCUGAUCCUUUCACCCAAAGCAG